ACCGAAGCAGUACACACACCACCACACGCAACAAGGAGAGAGCAACAGAAAAGCCACCGCCUGCCGCCGCACGCCCGCACCUCCCUCGCUUCGCCGCGCACAUCUGGCAUCACGCAUCUCCAUCCCCAGCGCCGCUGCCCAUCACAUUUCCUGGUGCCGGCCGCCGAGCCCCGCGACCCCGCCCACCAGCUCCACCCGCACGACAGCACACGCGGAAAUGGCGGCGCCGGCGCUGCGCUCGGCGGCGGCGAGGGCGCGCGCGGCGGCGCUCUCGGGAGGGCGGUGGCUGGGGACGUCGUCCGCGGCGGAGACGGAGAGGGAGAGGGGGAGGGAGAAGGAGGAGGAGGAAGAGAGGGCUGGGUGGGAGCUCUCGGCGGCGCGGGAGUACUACGACUACCGCAAGUCCAUCUACGGCGACGUCACGCACCGCGCCCUCCUCGUCGACGCCGUCGGCACCCUCGUCGUCCCCGCCCAGCCCACGGCACAGGUGUAUAAGAGCAUUGGUGAGAAGUAUGGAGUGAAGUAUUCAGAAGAUGAGAUCUUGAUGAGGUACAGGCGGGCAUAUGAGCAACCAUGGGGCGGAUCUCGUCUCAGGUAUGUGGAUGAUGGGAGACCCUUCUGGCAGCACAUAGUAACUUCUUCUACAGGCUGUUCAGACGCACAAUACUUUGAGGAACUGUAUCAAUACUUUAUGACAGAAAAGGCUUGGAAGCUUUGUGAUCCUGAUGCUGAAAAUGUAUUUAAAGCUUUAAGGAGAGCUGGUGUUAAAACUGCCGUUGUCUCCAAUUUUGAUACCCGUCUACGGCCACUUCUGCAGACCUUGAAAUGUGACCACUGGUUUGAUGCAGUUGCUGUUUCGGCUGAGGUUGCAGCGGAGAAGCCGAAUCCAACAAUAUUUUUGAAGGCCUGUGAGCUUUUAGGUGUGAAGCCUGAAGAAGCCGUGCAUGUUGGUGAUGAUCGCAGGAAUGAUAUAUGGGGCGCUAGAGAUGCCGGCUGUGAUGCUUGGCUCUGGGGCAGCGACGUUCACUCCUUCAAAGAGGUGGCUGAGCGGGUCGGCGUUGAGGUGGCGAACAAGUGAAGUGACCCAAUCCACCGGUGGUGCCGCCUCGGCAGCGACGAAUACAAGUACAGUGCAGAACAGUGCCCAGGAGCGCGGUCGUGAAGAUGAUGAUGUACAUAGGAUAGAGAGUGAAGUGACCCAUCCUUGCUGUGUUGCUGUAGCGUGUCCGUCGUACAAAUGCUGUGGAAGAUGUAGAGCUCUAGUAGUAUUAGCUAGUGGUCGUUCAACUGCGGAGCCAGGUUCGCUGAUGGCGCAGCCUUGCUGAUACCAGACUGAGCUUCAGCAAACCAUUGCCUGUCCUGCUGAGACCUGGUUACAUCACGCUGUGCGCACGCGUCAGCGCGGGUGUGUGUGCUCGACGAAGCUCAUCACGCCGUGUGAUGAGGAGAUCUCGUCCGCGCACGAGGGCUAUUUCCAUCGCGGCUGCAUGUACAGACAGCGUGCCUGCGAGCGCUCAAGUCGGACUCAAGACGACGAAGCAAUGCAAGGAGGGAGGGCCAGCUAGCAGUCUAGCACCGCCGCAGCCGCAGGUGGCGCCGGCAGAUGCUACGUACAAGUCCGGUGUACGGCAAGACAAGCACGAACCGAUAGGGUACUUUAAUUAAUCCUCGUCGUCGCCCAAGCGAGAGUACUUUAAUUAAUUUAAUCAGGAACCACAUUCUUCAACCUGCUGAUGUUGCUAAGCUGCUUGUUUCUGACCUGCGGUGCA
Panicum hallii is the source of this 1769-nucleotide messenger RNA. Its product is annotated as haloacid dehalogenase-like hydrolase domain-containing protein 3. Bases 218 to 1078 code for a protein of 286 amino acids. Lineage: Eukaryota; Viridiplantae; Streptophyta; Magnoliopsida; Poales; Poaceae. The transcript is spliced from 6 exons. The record is from RefSeq and is a predicted model, not a curated record.